Molecule: messenger RNA, 2875 nt
Organism: Cataglyphis hispanica
Lineage: Eukaryota; Metazoa; Arthropoda; Insecta; Hymenoptera; Formicidae
Product: ATP-dependent DNA helicase DDX11
Exons: 10
Coding region: 266-2875 (869 amino acids)
Biological process (GO): nucleobase-containing compound metabolic process; establishment of sister chromatid cohesion
Cellular component (GO): nucleus
Molecular function (GO): hydrolase activity, acting on acid anhydrides, in phosphorus-containing anhydrides; DNA binding; DNA helicase activity
Source: RefSeq, a predicted model, not a curated record
AAAAAAACAAGCGGGAAACUUAGCAGCGAAUUUUGCACAAAGAGAAAACACAGGAAAGAUACAAGAAUCAAAGUACAAUUUACAGAGAGUAACUAGAAAAUAAUUGAGGAUUUAUUAUCGUUUCAUAUAAGAAUUAAGAUCUUCUGUUCCAGAAUGCAUUCAUAGAUGAUAUAGUUUAUGCAUGAAUUGAACAAAAUCUUAUUUUUAAGAUAGAAGAGGCAAUGGCAAUUAUUUCUGUAUUUUAGAAACAAGUAAAUGCACAAGAAUGGAACCACCGCAAGAAUUUCCAUUUCCUUUUCCAGCAUAUCAAAUACAAAAGCAAUUUAUGAAGGAUCUCUACAAUUGUUUAGAAAGUGGCAAAUUAGGUCUUUUUGAAAGUCCAACUGGUACUGGAAAAUCUUUAUCUCUCAUUUGUGGUGCACUUAGAUGGUUAAUCGAUCAUGAGAAAUGGAAAAAGCAGGAAAUAAAUUCCAUAAUUGCAGAAAUAGAUAACAAAAUAAAGAACUGUAAAAAACCAUCUGAUGAUUGGUUUACAAUGCAAACAGAACAGAUAGAGUUAAAUAGACAAAGAGAGCCAUUACAAGCUAAAUUAAAUGCACUUCUUGAAUAUGAAAGUGAAAAAGAAAAGUUUAAAAAGAUAGUUGAAUCAAAGAAAGUUGCUCAAACUAAAACAAUUGGAAAAAUAAAGCGACAGCUCCCAACAAAGUUUAAAGAGUCUAAUAAAACGAAAGAAAUUGAUUUGGAUAUCUCUGAUGUUGAAAAGGAUCUUAUCUUGGAGGAUGCAUUGUCAAAUUCAGAAAAUUCUGAGGAAGAAGAUACAGAAGAACCAUUAUUUAAGAAUACUAAGAUUUUCUUUUGUUCUAGAACACAUUCACAGUUGACACAGUUUGUACAUGAAUUGAAGAAAUCUCCUUAUUCUCAAGAUAUUUCUGUGGUGCCUCUCUCGUCAAGACAAAAUUACUGCAUUAACAAAAAUAUCAAGAGAUUGAAACAUGUCAGUUUGAUUAAUGAAAUCUGUCUACAGUUACAAAGAAAAAAAACUACUGUUAAGAAGGAAAAGGAUCUAAAGAAAUCAAAAACCACAAGUGGUUGUCCCUUCAUGCCAGGCGAUCAGAAAUUACUAAUGGCUGAAAUUUUAACAAGUAUUCAAGAUAUUGAAGAGAUUGCACGAAAAGGGCAGGAAAAUAAUACUUGUCCAUAUUAUAGUUCAAGAAAAUCUCUGCAAAAUGGACAAUUGAUAUUGGUUCCAUACAAUUCAAUUCUACAUAAAAGCACGAGAGAUAGUUUAGGAAUAGAUUUGAAAGGAAAUGUUUUAAUAAUAGACGAAGCUCAUAAUUUACUGGAUGCCAUUGAAGGAAUGCAUAGUUCUAUAAUUACAGGAAAGAAUCUGCUCCACUGUUACAGUCAGCUAUCACAAUAUCAGAAAAAAUUUGAAUCUUUGUUCUCAGCUAAAAGCGUAUUAUAUUUAAGUCAGCUAAGUUUUUGCUUAAAGAAACUUUUAACUCUCUUUGGAGCAACCACAAAAUCUCAUCCCAAUGACGAGAUCAAUAAAACAGUAACUACAAAAUUAUAUAAAAUAGAGGAAUUCGAACUGCUUACAGAGAUCGAUACAGUAAAUAUAUUCAAACUAUUAGAAUUCGUUAAAACUUCGAAACUUACUCAUAAAUUACAAGGAUUUGUCGAGCAAUAUGGCAAUAGCAUAAAAAUCAAUGAACAGAAAAUAAAGAAAUCCGGUAUUACGGAAUUUCUAAACUCCAUUAAAAACAAAGAUACAUUGUCUCAAGAAACCGUUAGUAUCGCGGAUAUAGCAGAAAACAAUGAAGAACAAAUGAGCAAUCCAUUGAUGGCAAUUUUGAACUUCCUAGAGUGCCUGAAAAGCCGUUGCAUAGACGGCAGAAUAUGUGUUUUACCUGGUGCCACUAUCGGACAAGGGAUUAUAAAAUUUUUAUUGUUAAAUCCAGCAACACAUUUUCACGAUAUCGUGAGAGAUGCCAGAUCGGUGAUACUGGCUGGUGGCACAAUGGAACCCAUGUCUGAAUUUAUAGAUCAAUUGUUCCUAAUGGCAGGUGCAAUGCCAGACAGAAUUAUGACAUUUUCAUGCGACCAUGUAAUUCCCAAAGAAAAUAUUCUAUCCAAUGUUGUGAUAUGUGGUCCGACUGGAGUUGAAUUCGAAUUUAAUUUUCAUAAUAGGCAAGAUAUAAAAUUGCUGGAUGAAUUAGGAAGAACUCUAUUAAAUGUAUGUAACAUUGUACCAGCUGGAAUUGUAGUAUUCUUCCCAUCUUAUAGCUAUGAAGAUAUAGUAUUCAAGCAUUUAGAUAAAUCUGGCAUUGUAUCAAAAAUUUCUAUAAAGAAACAUAUCUAUCGUGAACCUAAAUUAGCAUCACAAGUCAAUGUAAUAUUAGAUCAAUAUGCACAUUCCAUCAAGAAUCCACAAUCUCCGUGUAAUGGAUCAUUAUUGUUCAGUGUAGUUGGUGGUAAAUUAAGUGAAGGUUUAAACUUUUCUGAUGAUUUAGGUCGAUGUAUUAUAGUCGUUGGUUUGCCAUAUCCUAACAUUAAAUCACCGGAAUUGCAAGAGAAGAUGAAAUACUUAAAUGAACAUGUGAAACCGGAUGCCGGAAGCAGUUUUUAUGAGAACUCGUGCAUGAAAGCAGUGAAUCAAUGUAUCGGUCGAUCCGUUCGUCAUAUCAAUGAUUAUUCGACGGUUAUAUUAUUAGAUAAACGUUAUUGUCAUAAAAUCAAAGUACUACCACAAUGGAUCCAACGUUCUCUGACAAUCAAUGAUUCAUUUGGACCUGUAAUUGGUCGUGACAAUAGAUUUCCCCGGGCCGCAGAAUGGAGCAAGGAAAGUGUGACUGAAAAAAAAUUUAAUUCAUAA